Messenger RNA from Helicoverpa armigera (cotton bollworm), 5247 nucleotides. RefSeq names its product zwei Ig domain protein zig-8. The record is from RefSeq and is a predicted model, not a curated record. Bases 261 to 1112 code for a protein of 283 amino acids. The transcript is spliced from 10 exons. Lineage: Eukaryota; Metazoa; Arthropoda; Insecta; Lepidoptera; Noctuidae. Gene Ontology annotation, cellular component: neuron projection membrane. Gene Ontology annotation, biological process: synapse organization.
UCCGUACGCGCCCGCCCUGUCGACGCACGCCGCCCGCCCAAAGCGCGCUAAAAAAAACCGAACAUCGAUUUUUGUAGUGCUUGUGCUGUGUGUGUGAGUGUCAGUGUGUGUGUCAAAAAUAUUGGAUGACAAUCAUGUAUAUAUUAGCCGAUAAUCCGUCAUGAUUUGGGUAGAAGAGACAUCAAGUCCACACUAACACAUAGAAGGGGAGGUGUUUUGAGGCGUGAAAGUGGGAUUAUGCAUGGACACGUGAUCUAGCGAUGUCUGCGGCUUUCCUCUUCGCGGCGCUGGGCGCUUUGGCUCUCGUCAGCCGCACAGGUUGCACAGAUAACACAAACGGCUUAGGCGCAGACGGAGUACAAGAGAUAGACUAUACCGACGUAGACCUAGGACUAACACAACGAGGUCCCAGGUUCGAUGUCCCGCACUCGAAGAACGUGACAGCCCUAGUGGGGAAGACGGCACAGCUCAACUGCAGAGUCCAUGAUUUGGGGAAUAGGACUGUAUCAUGGAUCAGACACCGUGACAUCCACCUGCUGACGUCAGGGCGGAUGACGUAUACCUCAGACCAGAGGUUCAUCAGCGUGCACAACCCUCACACCGAGGACUGGAUACUGAAGAUUCGGUUUCCGCAACGUCGCGACUCUGGUAUAUACGAAUGCCAAGUCGGCACCACGCCUCCCAUCGGCCAUAGAAUGUACCUCUCCGUCGUCGAGCCUCUGACGACGAUCCUGGGGGGUCCGGAGCUGUUCAUCAAUACCGGCAGCACCAUCAACCUGACGUGUGUGGUGCAGCACUCCCCGGAGCCGCCACCAGCUAUACGAUGGACUCAUAAUGAUGAGGAGAUCAACUACGACUCCCCCCGCGGAGGGGUGUCCGUCAUCACGGAAAAGGGGGAGACCACCACCUCCCACCUUCUGGUGCAGAGGGCUAAAGCCCCCGACUCCGGCAGGUAUACCUGCGCACCAGCUAAUGCUAACCCAAGAUCUGUUCUCGUCCAUGUCUUGAGCGGUGAGCACCCAGCUGCAAUGCAGCAUGGUGGUCAGCUCCGUCUCCAGUACCCCCUGUCUGCUGCCCUCCUCAGCGUCAUCGUGACCCUCAUGGGCUGCUAGUAUCAAUAACUGAACAGUUUUGUAAUAUAUACCUUGAAUAAGUGUCUCAUCAACCAUUUUGGGUGACAGAAUGGAGUUUCAACAACUACAAUUUAGCAAGCCGCUAAGACUUCGUAUAUGUAGAUGAUGUAUUAAAAAUGACGAAAAUCUUAUGCCUGUUGUGAAAAGUGAAUGAAAAUCCUUUGAGGAAUUUCGAGUUUAUCAGAAACAGAGAGAUUGAUUGGCGAAGCAGCUCCUUGUUUUGCAGUAAUUAGCAAGGAUUAAUAUUCUAAUUAUUAAUAUUCUGAGGGCCAGGAUCGUAAUUUGAAUACAGAGCACAAAUGCUAUGUAUUGACUGCGCGUCGAUGCAUGUGGUUGCAGAUGAUUUGCUUCGCUCACUGAAGCGUGGCAUGUGGUAGUGUCCAAGUUACCAUGUAGAAGUGAGCAAGUCUCUAAAUGGACUUAUAAGACUAUACUACUACUACUUGAGCUAUAUCAACUCCAAUGGCUAAAGGUGGCAACGUCGUGUAUGAAGAAGUAGAAAACAUUUUGUGAAGCUAUAGCUAUCCAAGUGUCUAGCAUAUCUUGAUAUUACUACAAAGUGGUAUGAUAGGAAAAAUGUUUAGGUUGAAACUCCAUUUUUUUACCAAAAUUCUCAGGAUGUAAUGACUUUCCUAAGUCAUCUGCAAGUCCAUGUGUCAGUGAAAAAACUCAAACAUUUUGUACAGGAUACGUCAAAGUAUAAUGGCUAUGAACAUUGUUAUAUAAAUAUUAUGUUAUGAGUAUGUAUGAUAAUAUCAUUGAUUGUAACAAUCUUUUCAUCACCUGUAAGUUCAUCAGCUAAGCUAAGUACGUUCAGUAAGUAAAACUUAAUAGCAACUUGUUAACUUCAUAAGUAUAAAUGACAGGUUUAUCAAAAUCUGCCAUUGUUAUCGCCAUUUUUAAAGUGGCAUUAUCUGAAGAGAAAUAAAUCAUCAUUGAAAAAAUAAUAUCUGUAAAAAGCAGUCCUCGUAGGGUUUAUCUUGCUAUAAAAGUUAUUGAUAUAAAAUAAUAAUUCUCAAUCACAGAAUAUCUAAACUGACAACUCGAUAAUUCUAUGGAAAAUCCCAAUCAAACGAUAAUAUUUUUAUCGACUUCCGAAGAUAAAUCCGUCUAUAUUCUUGUCAAGUCCAUCAAACGACUUUGAUUCAUAAAUAAUUAAUAAAUUGAUGUUGCCAAUGUUAAAAACGUCAAAGGCAAAAUACAUAUAACAUGAGGCGUAAUUUUCUUUUUCCGAGAAAAGUUUUGUGACCUACGGAUUAGCGAAAACGAUAUCAAGGGUCGUGACAUUAGGACCUCGUUUAUAGAAAGGAAAAGGUUCAAAAAGUUGUAUGAAUUAAUAAUUUAUUUUUCAUAUCACUUUGUUCUUUACGGAACAGAGAAAGUUGGCGCAUUUCAAUAUGAUCCUCAUUUUUCGGCGUUCGAUAUAAGGACUAAUUAAAAAAGUUAAUCGUGACACUUCUCACACUUUUGAAUAUGAUUAAAAAUUUCAUUUUUUCAAAAUUGUUCCGAAGUUUAAAAUCGAUAACUAAACCUCAGCUGGCUUUGAUCAAGAGUAAAAUAAUCUCUGUAUCAUAAAAAAUAAACCUGUCCAAUUAGGAAACGAAGAUGUUCAAAAACAAGAAAGUAAGCAUUCAUUAUAGAAAUAUAGCAAUUUUUGCUCAGCUCAGCUUUGUCACAAAAAUCUGUCUCGACAAAGUCAAUAUCAAUUACGUUUCAGAAAUUGGGAUUCGCGUGUGACGUAAGCAAUGGGCGUGUCCUUACAUUUUUCUAUAAAAACUAUAGCAGAAUACAAAUGAGGAAAAUACAUUUACUUCCCUAUUAAUUAACGGAAGUAAGGGUGUUUUCUGAAGUGGUAAAUCAUUUGGGUGGACAGGUAAUUUAAUCAGAUUUGUCGGACUGUCCUUUCACACAGUCAUAGGCGUAUCGUGAUUGUUUCUGACAUUUAUAUAACGUCUAACUUUGAAUUUAACGUACCCUUUGUAUACGAUCUCGUCAAACAAAUUAAAUAAAGUAACACUUUAAUUAAUAUACCUAUUUCUGGUCUGUUUGAUCGAGUUCUGUAAACCUUUCGAAAUAAUAACAAUUUAGAUUGCUAAAUAUAGAUCUGGUAAUGUAAUUGACAAAAUUGACGUAAACGGUUCUCGAGUCCUUUUCAGUUAAAUAUUUCUGUCCCUCUGUCAAAUUGGUUCAGAUCACUUAAGAAACCUUGUCAGAUAUUUAUUUAUAGUUUGUUGGACGUUUUGUGUGACAAUUAUAAGUCGUUAAACAAUUAUUAUCGUUUUCUUCUUCAUCAAAUAUUACUUUCAUAUUGUCACAAAGUUUCUUUAAAUAUUCAUUGUGUUAAUUUAUGAAGAUUAUCCCCUUGAUAGCUCCGUUUUUAUUGCUCGAAAUAGCCGUUUAAAGUUUUAUCAUAUUAAAGUUUUAUUACUUUUGUCUUACGGCUCAAGAAACAAACAUGUUUGUCGAAGAACUAAUUCAGAUAUAGGUAUAAUUUCUAUAGUUAUCUUAACGACUCUUUUUCGUAUUUUAAAGGCCUUUUUCACUCAAACUUUUUUCAAAAAACGUUUAAGAAAUGAAACUCAAAUUAUGUGGUUAAUGAAUAUUGACAGUUUAAAAAAGGAAAGCUAGGACAGUAUCUGAAUUUGAAAGACAAAAAUAACAAUUCUAAUAAUACAAACGAUGAACAGAAAAAUAGCCUGCCACCUGCAGCCGCUUUCGUUCAUCCGAUGAGCGUAAAAGAAAAAAAAACGCAAAAGCAAUUUUAGUUGGAAAUUGUCUUAUAGAAAUAAUUUAUUCACGAGUUUCACUCGAAGACACGUCGUUUUCGAGACAAGUCACUUCAAAGCGUACGUCUUAAUUUAUCACUGAAGGGUGAAACUGCCUUGUAAUAAAUUAUUUGUUAAACAACCCUUGACGCGUAUCAAGUACUCAUAGAUAGUCCAUGGUAAUUAAUUUGGAGUAAGCUUUUGACUUUGUGGACUGAUCUUUAGAUUUGAAUGAAAUCUUACUUCGUGCAUAAAACUAUAUGUUUCAAUAACGAAAAUUACUGAUAACUGGUAAUAUAAUAAAACUGACUGCAUAUUGAAUUUAAUUAACAUCUUUUUUACGAAAUGGACUACAGGCGUACCCCAAGGAUCUUUCUUCGGCCCUAAAUGUUUUAGGGCAAAGUCGAAUACAUUUUUAUGGUUUGAUUUAAACUCCAUGUUACAUAUAUAAAUUGGGCAUAGAUUUCCAAUUAAGUUUUGACUAUGUUACUGUAAUAUGGACCUUAAAUCAAUACCAUCGAGUUUGUAUCCGCUUGAAGGAUACAUAUUUUUGUGAAUCACAUGGUUAUAACAAAAUGGUUGAAUGUAUCAUAAUUCUGCAAUGAUUGGUUGAUUGCUACGCGUAUUGUACAUAAUAUAACUGUCACAAAGUAACAGACAUGUAAGUCCAAAUGAUGUAGUUAUUGUAAACAAUUGUUUUGUUGCAUUAUUUAUUGUUAAAUGGAAUGACUAGUUGUUUUCUCUCUUAGAAAAUUCUAUAGGGGAUAGGAAUGAGUAAGCUUUUGUAAACAGUACAACGAACCAUAGGAGUAUUGUUUUCUUUAAAGGUUCUUACCAUCUUCAAGUUAAAUUAUGAUAGAAUUUCAUUGUUAACUUCAAAAUGUAAUUAAAUUCUGUUCUGUGAAGAUUGAGAAAUAUAGUUUAAAAAUAAUUGAUACGUUUUCCGAAUUACGAUCACAUUAAUUAAUGCAACAAAAUCGAUUCUAAUAUAAAAAUACAAUUUGUAAAUAAGUAUUAAUAAAAGUAGCUAUAUAACACCGUUUCGUUGUUUCUUCGUGUUUAUUUCAAGCAUUUAAUAUAACUACUAGAUUAGAACAUCUGUCAAAAUUUGAUAUAAAAAUGGAUACUUUAUAAAAAAAUACUUUUAAAAGGUAUGAAAUAUUAGUAAUAAUAAUUAAUAUAAUGGUAUAAUAGCUUAAGUCUAUAGUUAUUUGAACGAUGACAUAGAUUUUAAGGCUAAUUAAGUUUUAUGAAUAUUGUUUUUUUAUAGUCUAUCGAUGUAAUACGGUUGUGUAAAUACAGUAUGAUAUAAGAAGUUAUUUAAGAAAAUAAAUCUAUUGAUCGUCGGA